CUCGGCAUCGUCGAUCAUCCACGCGAGUUCUGACUAUAAACCCUCGUGCCCCCCAUACUUUACUUCUCUGUAUUCCUCUCCCCCAAACUUCAUACCCCAUAACACCGAGGUAUCUUAAUCAUGGAUCUCGCCAAUCUUCUUACUGGCGCUCCUAAGCCAUAUACCGAGACCUACCACAAGCGUUCUUUGCAAGCGCCUCCCUCCCCACCGGUCGAGGAUCAGGUCAAAUGUUCUUUGCCUUCUAUCUCCAGUUUGUUGGAAGGUGCCGACGGCCAGCACGCAGCUAAGCGUCAACGUCUCAGCCCAUCGCUGUCCCGGGAUCGUGAUGUCUACGACACCAUUCACCUCCCACCAACUCCUCCUCUCCGUCCAGGCUCCGGAUCAGGUCACGCCCGUUCUCCAGAACUGAAGUCCCACCACCGUUCCUCAGUCUCAAGUACCGGCUCUGCACCAAUGUCCAGCGGUCCCUACGCCUCUCCCGCUCCAAGCGUCUUCUCAUACUCUUCUCCCAUCGAGGCCCAAGCACCAAUGUACUACCCCCGCCCACCAACAGCCUCAAGCUUCCAGCCCGCGACGCCCGUCACCGCGCCGCAGAUGCCUCAACAACAGGUUCACCACCAACACGCACAACCUACUCCUCGCUCUCCAUCUCUCAUCUCCCCCGUUACUCCUGCUUGGCAACACCACCACUACUUCCCACCUUCCACUACAACUCCCUACCAGCAGAACCAUGAUCGCUAUAUCUGCCGCACAUGCCACAAGGCUUUCUCGCGCCCUUCUUCGCUCCGCAUACACUCCCACUCUCACACGGGCGAGAAGCCUUUCCGGUGUACACAUGCCGGUUGUGGAAAGGCCUUCUCUGUGCGCAGUAAUAUGAAGCGUCAUGAACGGGGUUGUCACUCUGGUCGUCCUGUUGCGCCUAUCCCGGCUGCUGCUCCCACUGCUCUUGUGUCAUAGACACUUGACAGCUCAAAUGGAACGGUUC
Messenger RNA from Penicillium pulvis, 985 nucleotides. RefSeq lists its product as uncharacterized. Gene Ontology annotation, biological process: regulation of transcription by RNA polymerase II. Lineage: Eukaryota; Fungi; Ascomycota; Eurotiomycetes; Eurotiales; Aspergillaceae. Bases 121 to 957 code for a protein of 278 amino acids. The record is from RefSeq and is a predicted model, not a curated record. Gene Ontology annotation, cellular component: PcG protein complex; transcription regulator complex. The transcript has 2 exons. Gene Ontology annotation, molecular function: RNA polymerase II cis-regulatory region sequence-specific DNA binding; DNA-binding transcription factor activity, RNA polymerase II-specific.